This is a messenger RNA of Closterium sp. Naga37s-1, 909 nucleotides long. The record is from the annotation of a GenBank genome assembly. NCBI's taxonomy places the organism in Eukaryota, Viridiplantae, Streptophyta, Zygnematophyceae, Desmidiales, Closteriaceae.
AUGGAGCUGCGGCUCGUGAGCGGCGUGCUGAAGGUGCAGGUGGAGGAGAUGGCGGGCGACGUGGGGGAGCGCGUGGGGGCGCUGGAGGCGAAGCUAAGGGAGCAAGGCGACGCCAUGGCUGCCAUGCAGAGCGACAUGGCCGACAUGCGCCGCACCAUGGCUCAGCUCAAGGGGAUGGCUGCGACGGGUGCUUCCGCGGAGGGGGCGGAAAAAGGAAGCGCGUCGGGGGAGGCAUCGGAAGGCAUUGGAGCGCAGCCGCUGAAUGGAGCAUGGGAUUACGGUUCUGCUGCGUUUGAAGUGAAGGAGGUGAAGCCGCAGGUGGACGCGGCGAGGAGGGCGGCGGGGGACACAGCGAGUGAGAUGCGCGGGGAGAUGGGCGCGCUAAAGGCGGAACUUGCGCAAUGGAGGGCCGCGGCGGAGCGGCAGGCGGCGGAGGUGGCAUAUGUGAAGGCGACGGUGUCGCACUCGGAGGCGCGCAUCAACGACGUCGAGCUGGCACUCGCCGCGCUCAAGGACAGCGGCGCGGGGAGCAUCCGCAACGAGCGCAGGGGGGGCAGCGCGGGGGAGCAUGAGGGGCCUGAGAGGCGGCGUGAGGGGAAGAAGCGGAAGCGGGAGGCGGUGGGGAAAAAUGAAGGGUUGGUAGAUGCGGCUAGACAUGCUUUGACUGCAGCUGGUGGUGCCCUGCCAGUUGAAACGAUGAAUGAGGUGGAAAGGCAGGGCGGAGCGCAGGGGGUGGGGAAUACUGCUGCGUGCAACACAGAUGGAGAACUGAAGGGGCUCAGGACGCGAGUGGAAGCACUGGAGACAAUGAGCGUUGUAGGAGGAAAGACGUGGGAGCUAUCUUCCCAUCCGAGCAACGUCGCCAUGGCGGGCCCGGCCAGCCGCGCAUUGCGUGGCAGCGCGCCGUAG